This is a messenger RNA of Mugil cephalus (flathead mullet), 1803 nucleotides long. It is a transcript of the gene f9b, whose product is annotated as coagulation factor IXb. Gene Ontology annotation, cellular component: extracellular region. The record is from RefSeq and is a predicted model, not a curated record. Lineage: Eukaryota; Metazoa; Chordata; Actinopteri; Mugiliformes; Mugilidae. Gene Ontology annotation, biological process: proteolysis. Gene Ontology annotation, molecular function: calcium ion binding; serine-type endopeptidase activity. The coding region runs from base 1 to 1722 and encodes 573 amino acids. The transcript is spliced from 8 exons.
AUGAGUAAACAGUGUGUUGUUGUACUUUGGAGCGAAGGAUCAGUUUCAGCUCGAACACACGACGACAGUGACAACAUGGCCAGAGCCUGUUUCCUGGUGCUCAUCGCCGCUUUGAGGCUGCAGACGCUCGUCCUGGCUGCUCCGGCCACCGAGGAAGACGCAGGAGCUGUGUUCGUGCCCCCACAGACGGCCCACGCGGUGCUGCAUCGCCUGCGCAGGUACAACAGCGGCCACCUGGAGGAGAUGCUCCACAAAGACAACCUGGAGAGGGAGUGUAGAGAGGAGGUGUGCUCCAUGGAGGAGGCCAGGGAGGUGUUUGAAAACGACGAGAAAACGAUGGAGUUCUGGGCCGGAUACAUCGACGGGGACCAGUGUGACCCGCCCCCCUGUCACAAUGGUGGCGAGUGUAAAGAUGGAAUCAGCACCUACGUCUGCUGGUGCAAACCCAACUUUGGCGGGAAGAACUGUGAGAUCGAACUGAUGAAGCAGUGUUCAGUCAACAACGGUGGAUGUUCACAUUUCUGCGUGAUGCAGGACGACCGCGCAGUGUGUCGCUGUGCAGCCGGUUACCGGCUCGGUGCAGACAAAACCAGCUGUGAACCAACAGGUCAGUUCAGUUGUGGUCGUGUUGGUUCUUCCUCUCAUUCUGCGGGCGGGACCUCACUGAUCCCUCGCUCCUCAAACGCCACUUUACCCGAAACGCAACACAACUCCAGCGACGCCCUGCUGGACGACUACUACGAUGAUCUGACAUUGUUCGAGGACUACAUCGACCUCCUGGUGAAUGACUCAGACCCGUCCAACGUCUCUGCCGUGGGCCUACGCUCAUUCAAAUCAUCUGUGGAUCCGGCCGAGGCUUCUUCCACCGCGGGGGAAGGAAACGUCACCGAGUCGCCUACAGUCAAGAAAAGGUUUGGCUGGGCUUACCCCACAAUCCCCACCAUCACAGCACAGGACAACUCAGACCAGAGGAUUGUGGGAGGAGACCUGGCUGUUCCUGGAGAGAUCCCCUGGCAGGUGGCCCUGAUGGUCCACUCCCCCAGCCUUCAGAGAGCGCAGCCUUUCUGUGGGGGGUCCCUGCUCAGCGACUCCUGGGUCAUCACUGCAGCCCACUGCCUGAUAGAAGCUGACACCAGCAAACGAGGAUUCUUCGUCCGAGCCGGUGAACAUGACGUCACCAAGACUGAAGGUCCGGAGCGAGACCACGAGGUGGCGGAGCGGCACAUCCACCCCUUGUACAACCAUGUGACGUCACCUUAUAACCACGACAUCGCGCUACUGAAGCUCGCCAAACCGGUGGAAAUGUCCCUCCAUCGGCGGCCCAUCUGCCUCGGCCCCAAAGACUUCGUCCAGAACCUCCUGAGGGACUCCACCACCUCCUUGGUGAGCGGCUGGGGGCGGCUCAAGUUCCAGGGCCCCGAGUCCACCCAGCUCCAGAAGGUGGAGGUCCCCUACGUCGACCGCACGGCCUGCAAACGGAGCAGCCGGGAACAAGUGACCCGCUUCAUGUUCUGCGCCGGUUUUUACAACGAACAGAAGGACUCGUGCCAGGGGGACAGCGGCGGACCCCACGCCACCAAAUACAAGGACACCUGGUUUCUGACGGGCAUCGUGAGCUGGGGGGAGGAGUGCGCCAUGGACGGGAAGUACGGCAUCUACACCCGAGUGUCGCGCUACUACCCCUGGAUCAGCCAGACGGCAGGAAUCAGCAUGACCUCAUGAUAAAACACACUUGUCUGUGGAGUUAAUGCUCUGGAUGAAAAAAAAAGUGAGCAAUCACACAAUAAAAUGUGUUCAAAAACA